Messenger RNA from Cryptomeria japonica (Japanese cedar), 2786 nucleotides. Its product is annotated as protein SHORTAGE IN CHIASMATA 1. The coding region runs from base 99 to 2213 and encodes 704 amino acids. Gene Ontology annotation, biological process: resolution of meiotic recombination intermediates; reciprocal meiotic recombination. NCBI's taxonomy places the organism in Eukaryota, Viridiplantae, Streptophyta, Pinopsida, Cupressales, Cupressaceae. The record is from RefSeq and is a predicted model, not a curated record. The transcript has 3 exons.
AUCAAUGCUGGUUGUCUUCUUUAUUGCAAGAAGAUGCACUGAACCAUGAAUCAACAGAAUGGCAGUUAACUGAUGGUUGUACCAUUGACAAAGAUUCAAUGCAGACAUCUCUCACCACAGAUACAAAAUUGGAAGGGGGCAUCCCAGAAAGAAAUGUAUGUGUUGAUAUUGUAGGCUUAAAUGCAGAGUCUCCAGUGACAUCUUCAUUAGGAGAGUUAGAUUUUGUUCAUGGGAAGAAACCCAAAUUGAAUGAAUCUCAUCAUAUGAUAGUUAUUAUAAACAUUAGAGAAUUUGAUGAAGAAAUGAUUGGUUUUCGCCGAAGUUCCUACCAAAAGAUUCUAGCUUUGGAAAAAGAGGGAUUACAGGUAGUAGAAAGGGAGUACUAUCUUCCAGUUGAUCUGAUAUUUGGCACUUCUGUCUGCUUAGUAUGGUAUACUGCAAGAAAGCUUGGGCAUUAUAAAUCCCUCUCACAAGACUGUACCAUAUCCACGGGCAUUGCAAAUGUGGCAGAUAACCUGUUAAUGUCACUGAGCUUUUCUUUUCAAGAUUGUAUAAUGAUCUUUGAAGGCGAGGAUACUUUUCUUACUGAAGUAAUUGAAACUUCAGAUGAUCUGUAUGCUUCUGCUGUUGGAAUGGGGAUCCGUUUGCAUUGUUUUGUAUCAGGAUCAUCAGAAACCACAGAUAAUAUACUUUUAAACUGCAUCAGAAUGGCAAGGAAAUUAACAGAAGUUUCUUAUCCUGUUAUGAUGGAAUCAGAAACACUAGGAGAAUUCUUUCUCGCAAAAUUCCCUUCAAUCAACCCUGUUACUGCUCAUGCAGUAUUAUCUUGUGCAGAUACCCUCUCUGAGUUUAUUUGUCUAACACUUGAACAUCGAAUACAUUUUAUGGCAAAAUUUGAUGUACUCAAGCUAAGUGCAAUUUUAUUCAGUGUACAGUGUAAAUAUGGUGAACUGGGAGAAACACAGUCUUGCACAACCGACUGCUCAUCAACUUUGACCUCACCUUUUAAUGGAGAGAGAGAUUAUGCUAGAACAGAAAUAAACUCAGACAAUCUGAACACCACAGUUAACAUUCAUUCAGAGGAUAUGCUUGAAAAUGACUAUUUAGAUACUAAUACGCCGUUUCUGUCCUUUGGAUUCAAACAGCAGCCUUCAGAGAUAUCUCAACGAUCAAAUAAACAGAUUUCAAAAUCAUGUGAAUUGGUUGAUAACCAUGAUUAUCACACAAAUUAUGAGCAUAUCGCAGAACUAAAUUGGGGCCGUACAUUGGAUGAUGCUAUUGGAUAUACAAACAGUGGCUUAGUUGAUGAGUUGAAUCUUUUUCCGGUCAUUGAAGAAUCAGUGAGCAUCUGCAAGAAUUCCCAGAAAGGAGCCUUUGGCAAACCCCAGUAUAACAUUUCUAGUGGAUUUUCCAACUCCAACACAAAUACUGAAUAUCCAUUAUUGGCGUCAUUAAAUAUUAGAAAUACUACUAAGCCUUCAAAUUUUGAUGUAUUCAACCAAUUGGAGCAGUUUCAGAAUAAUCUUCGACAGUAUCCAUCUUCUACCAAAAUUAAUGGCCAAAUUGAUCCAUGGAACAAUUCAAAUAAAUCUAUGUUAUAUAGUUUCAAUGUUGGAGCAACAAGAAAACAACCACAGUUGGAAAACAAUAUGGUACAUAUUUCUAGCUCCUUAGAAAUGGGUGGCUGGAAUGAUGAGGCAGGCAACUGGAAGCAAAAAUCUAUAAGAGAUGCUUUAGAAAGGUCACGAUCAGCAAAACAUCGGAAACUUUCUACUAAUUCUACAGAUGCAGUUUUUCGAAAAGAACCUGACUUAUCAUAUAUUCAGCACAAAUUUAGGGGAUCACAAGAUCUUUUGCAUAGGAUACCAAAUGAAUAUUCCUCAGCAGAAGGUAAAAAUAUGGUUUUGGAAAAUCCUCAUGUUUUCUCGUCCUGUCCUGGGCCCAGUCGAGGACACAAAAUUCAAAGUCCAUCUAUUUUUGAUAAUUACCAAUACCAAAGUGAGGUGGAAUCAAGAAUAGCAGGCAAGAGAAAACGGAAGAACCUUUUAAUGUACUUCAACAAGAAGUCUCCAGGAAUGAAAAUACAGAAAAACUCAGCAUCUUUAUCACUGCAGUCAUGGACUCCUGUUGACAAGAGGGCAAAAAAAGCAUUGACUUUUGUAAGAGGAAGUAAUAAGCAAAGCCGAUUAGUUUGGAGCAAUACAAACAAUUGAAGAUUAAGGAAAAAAAGAGUUGAUGAGAAGCUUGAGAUCUAACCAUCAAGGUUUAUGGCCAACAUUAUCCAAGAACUAUUUUUGGUGGGGAACUAACAAGUGUUUUACAGUUUGUUAUGUGCAUCAUAAGACCUUUGUCCUUGUUUUAAUUCUUUUAUACAUAUGAUAUUUUAGAGCCCAUAGAAAGAUUGGCUCUGUUUCUUAUAUUUCCUUGUGUGAUUUCUACGAGGAGAUGUUUCACUGUUGGCAGGAGAGUGCAUUUCUGUACUCUAGCAUGAAGAGAAAUGUAUCUUACGCAUAAAAGGUUGGGACAUAAUUUUGUGUUCAAGUUAAAGCUGUAUAUUGUUCAUAAAGCUGUUAAAAUUUGGCUAAAGAUUAAAGGUCUUAAAUAAUAGUGACAAGAAGCAUGAUGAGAAAGAGUCACUCCAUGCAACGUGCUAUCCAUGGAGAAAUUUAUGAGAUAUGCUAGAAUUAUAGGUCUGUUGGUCUUCCUUUUUUUGCAGUUUCCCUCAUUUUAAUCUUAUAAAUGCCUCUGCAGAAUGGCCACAUUUAUUUUUUCGUAGUAGAAAAAAC